Molecule: messenger RNA, 1326 nt
Organism: Morchella importuna
Lineage: Eukaryota; Fungi; Ascomycota; Pezizomycetes; Pezizales; Morchellaceae
Exons: 1
Coding region: 1-1326 (441 amino acids)
Molecular function (GO): protein binding
Source: RefSeq, a predicted model, not a curated record
AUGCCUCAAUUCCCGGUAUACCUAGACCACAACCCACACACCUCACUUCUCAGUCUUCCCAACGAGAUCCUAUACUUUAUCAUCAAAGACCUCCCACUCUCCGCCAUGGCGGCCCUCUCGGAAACGAGCCGUUUCAUCUCCGCCGUCACCUCCCCCAUCCUCACAAAUCUCAAGAAGGCCGACCACGAGGGCAUCCCAGCAAUCCACUACGCAUCUAGCCAAGGUUCACUCACAUGGGUCAUGUCUCUCCUCUCAUUAGGCGUUUCCCCAAACCUCCGGGUGCCAGAAACCUUUGGAACCCCUCUCCACUUCGCCGCCAGUAAAGGACACAAAGACGUCGUCUUGGGUCUCAUCAAAUCCAACGCAGAUAUCAACCCCACCGAUCUCUUCGGUGAUACCCCUCUGCAUGUUGCCGUCCAGGACGGCAUGUACGAGUGUGUAGAAGAACUGAUCAAGCAUGGUGCGAAUGUGGAUGCGCUUAACCGCCAUGGGGAAUCCCCGCUGAGGAAAGGCAUCGAGGUCUUACACAGGCUGGGGAGAAGUGAGGAUCCUCAUGAUAUCAUCAAGUUCAAGAACAUGGAGAACGCAGUCAUGGUACUGUUAUCCGGCGGGGUAGACGUCCGCAAGGUUGACGAGAGCAGACAGACGGUGCUGCACUUUGCUGCAUCACAGAAGAGCGUGCUAGUACUGGAGAAGAUACUUUCCCUGGGUGCGAGGGCUGAUAUCAACGCCCAAGAGUCAUUCAACCUUACACCACUACAUAUUGCGGCCAUCGAAGGGUAUUACGGAUGUGCAGCGGCGUUGUUACGCUCUGGUGCGCUCGUAGAUGCACAGACUCGCGAGGGAAAUACAGCACUACAUGUGGCACUCAUGGCGGAGAAUGGUUCUGCGAUUCAGACUUUGGUGGAUGGCAAAGCGGAUCCCAACAUCCUCAAUAACGCUGGAUAUACCCCGCUAUCUCUCGCAGCGUACUAUGGAUACACACGAUAUGUCUUGAUGAUGUGCAAAGGUGUAGUACCCAUCAACUGGUCGUUCGACUGCAACGCACUUGCGCUGUUCAUGGCCGUCACGCAGCGCCAUGAAACUGUUGUUAAGGCGUUACUGAACAAUGGUGCUGAGGUCGCGGUGGAUGUCCAGUGGAAAACAUCAAACUCAAGGACGGCACUACACGAAGCGGUACGAAAUGGAGAUUCUGGAAUUGUGUGGCUGCUGAUACGGCACGGUGCAGGUAUUUGGAUUCAGGAUGGGGAGGGGAAAUGUGGUGGAUGCUGGGCUUACGAGAAUGGUCAUUUCAAGAUGAUCCGAAUGUUUCACAUCUUUUCAUGA